Molecule: messenger RNA, 459 nt
Organism: Bactrocera dorsalis (oriental fruit fly)
Lineage: Eukaryota; Metazoa; Arthropoda; Insecta; Diptera; Tephritidae
Product: cytochrome c oxidase subunit 5B, mitochondrial
Exons: 3
Coding region: 36-422 (128 amino acids)
Biological process (GO): mitochondrial electron transport, cytochrome c to oxygen
Cellular component (GO): mitochondrial envelope
Source: RefSeq, a predicted model, not a curated record
AAAAAUACUCUUAAACACUUACAUCGGCUAAAGUAAUGGCGUCAAUAACAAUCAACUGUUCGCUUGCACUUCGGAAAGCCGCUCGUAAAGUCGUUUGCAAUGGGAUUCGCUGUAUCUCAAGUACUAAAAUAUGUUUAGCGGAAAUGAACGAUCCCAUGGAUCAUGCAACUGGCAUAGAGAAACGUGAAUUAGAACAAUGGAAGGCUGGCAAUAAAGAUCCUUGGUUGCUCGACACGGUCUUAAAGCGCGGGCCCGGCACCAAGGAGCAGCCAACAAUGAUACCAUCCGCAUUCGAUGGGCGUAUUGUGGGCUGUUCCUGUAAGGGCAAUCGCUUUGUGAACUGGAUGUGGCUUGAAAAAGGUGCGCCAAAACGUUGUGAAUGUGGAUUCUAUUUCCAAUUGAAGGAAGUAAAGCCGGUUUAAGGCAAUGUAUAAACAAGAGUGAACAACAGUAAUUUAC